AUGUUCGGUCCCUUGCAAAAUAGCGACCUGAUUAAGGCGCAUAUGUUAUAUCUCGAAAUGAUCAACGCAAAUCACGGUAUUUCGGAAGGUGGUAACGCUGCGGAUCACGACAGUGGCACUCUCAGAUUGCCAGAUAGUUGGAACCUCCCCAGAUCCGCUCUCGUCCCCUUUUUUCUGAAACUCGCAUACUGGGCAAAUCGAUCACACGCACUCGUGAACCCCGGCUGGUUGGCCGUGGUUGGUUGGUUGUGGGUUUCCGAAGUUGACGGUGCCGCUCUGGAGCGGAUGGCGUUAAUUAUGGGAUUCAAGAAUGAGAGCGUCGUUGGUGAUGCUCAGGAUUCCUUCCUACCACUCUCGCAAGCCCCGCGUCGAAGAGAAUCGCCUGCACAUCGAACCAAACAUGACACGCAAUCUCUUUCAACAACGACCAGGCUCGUCUUCUGGGUUUUCGGCGAUGGUUACGAUCGUACUAUCGGUGUCGACAUCGCGUUGAACAGGGAUGUCGAGGAUCUUAAGAAAGCAAUCAAAGAAGAAAUAAAGAAAGCAUUGGAACACGUCGGCGCUGAAGCACUUGUCAAAUUCGAUGACAAUUUUGAGGAAGCGCUCAAUCUCACCGAACGACCACUAUCAGGCCGGAGGGAGUUGGGACCGCUCUUUUUGCAUAAAUCUCCCAAUGCUGCUCGUUGCCUCGAUAUCGUGGUAAUACCCAGUGGUGCGUUCUCAUAG
Messenger RNA from Cantharellus anzutake, 726 nucleotides. RefSeq lists its product as uncharacterized. Bases 1 to 726 code for a protein of 241 amino acids. The record is from RefSeq and is a predicted model, not a curated record. The transcript has 4 exons. NCBI's taxonomy places the organism in Eukaryota, Fungi, Basidiomycota, Agaricomycetes, Cantharellales, Hydnaceae.